Messenger RNA from Pogona vitticeps (central bearded dragon), 2380 nucleotides. RefSeq names its product meteorin-like protein. NCBI's taxonomy places the organism in Eukaryota, Metazoa, Chordata, Lepidosauria, Squamata, Agamidae. Gene Ontology annotation, molecular function: hormone activity. The record is from RefSeq and is a predicted model, not a curated record.
GCGCAGGAGGCGGGCCCCCGCUUGUCUUCGCUCCACGCUGGCUCGGUCUCGCCCAAGCGGCCCCAGAAAGCCACCUGAUGGCCCGGAGGCGGGAGGCGCGGAGCAGGCGCGCUGCGCUCCUUCGGCCGCUGCUGGUGGGGCUCCUCUUGGUCUGCCUGCCGCCGUGCGCCGCCGACGAGUGCAGCUGGAAGGGCAGUGGUUUGAGCUGGGAGCCCUCCUCCCGUGCAGUGGAGCAGGUCCACCUCCGUUGCACCGAGGGCUUCCUGGAGUGGAUGUAUCCAGCUCGAGCCCUCCGUGUCAUCUUGGAGCCUAAUCUUUCAAGUGCCCAACACACCACCAUCUGCAUCAAGCCAUCCAGUAACUUUCAGGGGGCCAACAUUUAUGUGGAGCGUGAUGGGCAGCUGCAUCUUUUGGUGAGUGAUGCUGAGGAACCCCGCUUGCACCAUGUGUCCUGUUUCAGCACCCACACACCUCAGCGGGUAGCCCUCUUCUUACAGGCCAGCCCCCAGCGGGACAUCAGCCGCAGGACGGCCAGUUUCCAGUAUGAGUUGCUUAGCAACCAGAGUGCCACAGGCCCAGACUUCCAGAAGAUGGCGCUUGUGGAAGCCAUGUGCCGCCCUUGUAAUAACAUGGAACUUCUCAUGGCCAUUUGUAGCAGCGAUUUUGUGGUGAGAGGAUCCAUCCGAAAUGUGACUCAUGAUUUGGAGAAUCACAUUUCCCUGGUUGACGUUGGCGUGCAACGAGUCUACUGGCAGAAAAACCAGAUCUUUCAGCAAGAAAAAACAUCUGGGGAGUGGCAAGGUCCCAUCAAAACCUUACUGCAGUGCAAAGUGAAGAAAGGAAUGGGGGACUUCCUCUUCACAGGCAGUGAGCACUUUGGAGAAGCUUGGUUGGGCUGUGCCCCAAGAUUUAAAGACUUCAGUGCUGUCUAUCAAGCAGCCAGAAAGAGGGGAGCAAACCCCUGUGAGUUUAACUUAUGAUCACAAAAUGUGGUGAGUUUAUUGUCUGUCAUGAUCAAGUAAACUGAAUUCAGGACAGUUGUUGGUAUAGAAUAACGGUGAUGAUUUUGAGAUUUGUCAGUGGAGGAACAGUGAAAGUAUCUGAACACAUUUAUCUAUUUGCUGAGGAAGAGAGCCAGUGUGCUCUAAUUAAUAGAAGCAGGAUGGCAUCAGGGAGACUUAGCUUUGAGCCUCACCUUUGUUGGGGACUCUGGUCUGGGCAGCGUUUAGUUCUUUUCAUCACAGAUCCCACUCUGUUGUUGAGUUGUUGUGGGGUAAACAAUAAAGAAUGUAAAGCACUUUGCAGAUUUUAGAAAAUGCUGGGAAAUGGCAACUGUUGCAUCUCCAACAGUCAAUUUAUAUGUCUCAAAUGUGUCAUGUUUUCAUAAGUUCUGACUCUAUACAAGAUGCACAGACAGGCAUGUUGAACUGGGAUGUGGGAGAGCCAGAUUCGUCUCUGAGCCUGCCAUAAAACUCAUCAAGUAAAUUAAGACCAGUUGCUUUUGCUCCAUCUAAUUUACUCCAUUAGGUAGCUAUGGCAAUAAAACAGAGAAAGGAGAGCCAGGUAUGCAUUGGAGGAAAAUCAAGAUAUACAUUUAAGUAAUAAAUGGAUUAAGUAAAAUAAUAACUACAGAACUCAAGGGACCUGGUUCAAAUUCUGACUCACUAAUGAAAUCCAGUUUGAUCUUGGGCUCGUCAGUGUCUCUCAGGUUGAUUUACCUCAUGAUUGCAGAUAUUCCUGUUCACAAGACUGGAAAGGGUGGAAAUGCAGGCUUGCUAAUUUUUUACACAGGUCACACAUGUUCUGCAGCCGCACAUUUCAACAUUACUUUCGAAGCAACAGUGCUCCAGGCAACAAAGACCCCAUCAUAAAGUUGUUCAAUAGAGAAAACAGCUUUAAGAAUCUUUAAUGAGCUUUUGAGUGAAUAGGGACAACCCUAUAAAAUUGCAGGCUUAUGAAUAGAAGACUCUGCUCUUGGGUUGCACUUUUCUCCUAUGAACGAGUUCUUCUCUCUGAAAAAAGAUCCUUCCAUUUAUAGCCGCUUACUUGGCGAUCAGGAUAUUACAUUACUAUUUCAAUGACAAUGUUGCAUUCUGAAGAACAAUCCACUCAUUUCUUAGUCAAUAUUCCCUCCCAGCUCAUUCCCCCACCCCUUAUUGCAAUAUAUAGUCAUGCUCCUGACCUCCAACCUAUUGUGAAGAAAUGUAUACAGGUUGAUUUAGGCAGCACUUGUGUAUAUGCAUUUCACUGGGAGUAAGGUAUAUUUGAUGCAGUAGAACUUAUUUCUUGGCGUCAGCAUUCAUAGAAUUGCAUUGGUAGUCUCUCCUUUAGGUUCUUGUGGGCAACAAUAAAUCUAUCCAGGAACACAAGCUGUGGGUUG